ACUCCGGAUGAGACAAGAUGUAAAGAUAGACCUUGUGGAUGCGAUUCAAAUGCUGAAAGCCUCUUGGGACAGCGUCAAGCAGGCGACAGUAGCUAACUGCUUUCGGCAUGCGGGCUUCGUUGGCCACAAUGAAGCUUCAGAGGAAGCAACCGACGAAGCAGGAAUGGACGGUACAGAGGAAGACUGCGAGCUCAAAGAAACCUGGAGCAAGUUGGAGUGCUUUGUUGGUGCUAAGCCACGAAGCAUGUGCAUUGAUGACUUUGUUGGCGGUGACGACACCACCGGAACAACGGCGGAGUUGACAUAUGUGGAGAUCGCUGCGGAAGUUACAGCUGGGCGGCCAAGCGAAGACGUUGCCGAGGCUGAUCCCGCAAGCGCUGAUGGUGCUCCGCUCCCGACUUCAACCGAGGCUGAUGCUGCUUUGGCCCUUCUACGCCGCUACUGGGGCACAAUAGAAGGCAUGGGCCUAUUGCUUGUUGAUCGUUUAGACUAUGUUGAGGACGCCUUAGUUAAACACGCCCUUGCCAACAAGAAGCAGGCUACCCUGCAGCAGUACUUCCAGCCAAAAUAA
Ixodes scapularis (black-legged tick) is the source of this 571-nucleotide messenger RNA. RefSeq lists its product as uncharacterized. Lineage: Eukaryota; Metazoa; Arthropoda; Arachnida; Ixodida; Ixodidae. The transcript has a single exon. Bases 8 to 571 code for a protein of 187 amino acids. The record is from RefSeq and is a predicted model, not a curated record.